Messenger RNA from Peromyscus leucopus (white-footed mouse), 895 nucleotides. RefSeq names its product BPI fold-containing family A member 2-like. NCBI's taxonomy places the organism in Eukaryota, Metazoa, Chordata, Mammalia, Rodentia, Cricetidae. The record is from RefSeq and is a predicted model, not a curated record. Gene Ontology annotation, molecular function: lipid binding. The coding region runs from base 67 to 852 and encodes 261 amino acids. The transcript is spliced from 10 exons.
AGGAGAUUGUGCAGAGAAACAAGCAUAUCCGGUGCAUCCUUCUUCAAACCAGUGUCAGGACCAAAGAUGUUCCAACUUGGGAGCCUUGUUGUCUUGUGCAGCCUGCUCACUGGGACUUCAGCAUCACUUUUAGGUAAUAUUGGCAGUGCCCUGAAUAAUUUGGACUUUCUGAAUUCUCCAAGUUGCAAUGUCCUUCAGAAUCUGAACCUAGAUGUGGGGUUGCUUCAGGAAACCAUGGAUUGGUCGUUAGUCAAGAACAACAUUCUAGAAGCAUUGAACACACUGGACCCUGACAGAUUAAACCUCCUUUCAUCUCAGAAUGGUUUAGGAGGAUGUAGUGAGGACAAGAGGGUGAUGAGGAGAGGUGCAAAUGCUUCAAGGAUGAAUGACAAGAGGGAACUUAUGGAUUUUGGCAGAUUGCGAAUCAACAAACUCAGCCUCCUGAACCUGCAAGCUGGCCUGUCUUCCAAUGGCAAUGGCAUCGACCUGAAGCUGCCGUUAAUUUUUGAGAUAGAGCCUCUCACUGGCUUCAUGUUCCAUGUUGCUAUUUCCUUCGACCUUUUAACUCCACUCACUAUUGAAACAAAUGCCCAGACCGGCCUUCCCACGCUGUCCGUAGGGAAAUGCUCAAGUGAUGCAGACAGUUUCAUGACUUCCUUGGUGGGCAGACGAAGCACCUUGGUCAACAGAAUUCUGGAUAGUGUAUCUGGUCUCCUUACAAAUACUGUAACAAGCCUGCUGCAAAACCAAAUAUGUCCUCUGCUCCAGUUCCUCCUCAGCAACCUGAACGUCAAUCUUACUCAAGACCUCCUUUCUAAUUUACUGACAGGACAGUUACCAGUCUCCAUCUGAAGAGGAGGGAGCAGAAGGAGAAAUGCUGUGACACCCGGAUGGU